CUGAUGUUUCUCUUGCCGCGUGGGGGCGCAAAGAAAUCGAAUUGGCAGAAAAUGAGAUGCCCGGUUUGAUGACUCUGCGUGAAAAGUAUGGUAAAACAAAACCUUUGACUGGAGCCCGUAUCGCUGGUUGCCUUCAUAUGACAAUCCAAACAGCCGUGUUAAUAGAAACACUCACGCAGCUUGGGGCUGAAGUGUCGUGGAGUUCUUGCAACAUUUUUUCUACCCAAGACCAGGCGGCUGCCGCCAUCGCCGUUACUGGCGUACCUGUGUUCGCGUGGAAAGGAGAAACUGAGGAAGAGUAUCUGUGGUGCAUUGAACAAACCCUUCAUGCCUUCAAGGAUGGAAAACCUUUAAACAUGAUCCUAGAUGAUGGUGGUGAUUUAACAAAUCUAGUUCAUAAAAAAUUUCCAGAGCUUCUAGAAGGCAUAAAAGGAAUUUCGGAAGAAACAACUACUGGUGUACAUAAUCUAUACAGGAUGUUGAGGGAGGGCACUUUAAAGGCUCCCGCGAUUAACGUAAAUGAUUCGGUGACGAAAUCAAAGUUCGAUAAUCUUUAUGGCUGUCGUGAAUCACUAAUCGACGGAAUCAAGCGUGCUACUGAUAUUCAAAUUGCGGGUAAAGUCGCAGUCGUUGCUGGAUACGGUGAUGUGGGAAAAGGUUGUUCAGUAGCCCUCCGCGGAAUGGGUGCACGCGUAAUUAUCACCGAAAUUGAUCCCAUAAAUGCCCUUCAAGCCGCAAUGGAAGGUUAUGAGGUUACUAUAAUGGAAGAGGCGUGUAAAAUGGGAAAUAUCUUCGUUACUUGCACGGGGAAUCGUGAUAUUAUCUUAGGCGAACAUUUUGAACAGAUGAAGAAUGAUUCUAUUGUGUGCAAUAUUGGACAUUUCGACAUUGAAAUUGACGUCGCCUGGCUCAAAAAAAAUGCAGUCGCCCAUGUUAAUAUCAAGCCCCAAGUUGAUCGUUAUACUUUGAGCAAUGGAAGAAACAUAAUUCUCCUUGCCGAAGGAAGAUUGGUCAAUCUUGGGUGUGCUACGGGUCAUCCAAGUUUUGUGAUGAGCAAUUCGUUCACAAACCAAGUAUUGGCUCAAAUUGCUCUUUGGACAGACAAAACCAAUACUUACCCAUUAGGUGUUCAUGUGUUACCAAAGAAACUUGAUGAAGAAGUCGCCGCAGCUCAUCUUGAAAAAUUGGGCGUUAAGCUUACAAAACUGUCUCCCGCUCAAUCCGAGUAUCUUGGAAUACAUCCUGAUGGUCCUUUUAAACCGGAACACUAUCGGUACAUUACAUUUUCUUUUAUUGGCAGGAUAUUUCCAUUUAACAAUUAUUACUAA
Messenger RNA from Acaulospora colombiana, 1328 nucleotides. The record is from the annotation of a GenBank genome assembly. Lineage: Eukaryota; Fungi; Glomeromycota; Glomeromycetes; Diversisporales; Acaulosporaceae.